AUGGUUGGAACCAAGAACGACGUACUAAAGGUCGUUGGUCGUGUUGGGGUCACUCGAAGGACCAGAGCUUCCCAGAGGAAGACACUCCAGGGGAAGACUCCUUAUGAGAUACCAUUACUUGUCCUCAUUUAUACUCACUUGAUGUCCUCAUUCCUCUAUUUCUCUCAAUAUACCAUAGGAAAACAAGCGAUAUCACCCAACACGUUGCUCUCUUGGGCCAAAUCCGGAUCCAGUAGCCGCUCUUCUACUGAGAAAGAUGGCUGCGAGCUCCAAGCUGGACAGGCUGAGAUCAUUGUUCCAGUACUCAAAGAUGACCUGCUGGAGCCAUACGGUCAACCUCCAGUGUGGGCUGAGGACCGAGUUGUUCUUGGAGAUGCUCUUCCCUGGUUCCAUUCAGUACAGGGAGGCUGCUACUACCUUGACAACAUCUGCCGCGGUGUACUCAUUGAUGGAGACUGCGGGGAUAGAUCAUACAUAGACGAUGAGGUUGUGAUCACCAGAGUGAAAAGGGGCGGCUCAUGCAAGAAAACGAAGGAAGGCAGGCUGGUCAUGAGCAAAGACCAUGAUCCGAACGGGCCCAUUCUUCGCUCCCUCAUCAACUCUAUGAGGCUUGAGAUCCCUGUUGGCCUCAUACUAGGGAGCAAGAACGCGGACUGUCGCACCAAGGUCCCGUACAAUUUCAAUGUCCUGGACUUCUUCAGAAUCACAGACAUCUGGUUUGAGCAAGUCGGAAAGCACAAGGGCGCUCAGAUGCGCUUCGAAAAGAUCAACCUCGCGACAAAAAGCUGGUGGUCUCCCAAGGGUUCUCCUGACCCUGUCCCCCUUGAACAACGCGAUUCUGUAACUCCAGCACCAGAUCCUAUCUGCCUCUCUUGCUCAAUUGGGACCGCUCAAGUGUUUGCUCAAGGCUGGAUGUGUCUUAACCCGCAGUGCGCUGAACUCUGGAAGAUAGAAGGAUCACUGCCGCCAUCCCAGCUCACGUUUGCCCCUGAGUUUCUCACAAAGCGGUCCGAACCAAAGAAUGCUGUCCUGCCUCCUUGCAGCUUGGUACCGGACCUCCUUUCAACUUUCUCCAAUGAUCAAACGGAUGUCACUGGCACACGCAUGGCAUGGAAGGGCAUCGUUUGCCCGCAGUGUAGAGCGUGUAUUGCCCGAAUCCAUUGGAGACGAUGGGAAUGUUCGACGGCCGGAUGUGGAUUUCAAUACAGCCCACCUAUUAACCAUGUCUCGUUACGAUCCGUACUGCCUGAUUUAGAGAUGAGUCCAUCUGGUCACAGACUACCAACUGUUCCUAAGGAUAUCAGCUCAAUGCCAAUGAUCCAGUACAUGAAGAAUUACCGAAAGGACACCUUUGUCCUUCCGGGUGCCGGCAUAGUGACCCAUUUUGCAGCUAACCGAACGGUAAACAGCCGUCCUGGUGGGCCUGACGACCUCUUCAGCCUGAUGCAACGUGAAGAUCUAGGCCUCAGACGAUACCCGAUCUCUCCUUGUGUUGGUAAGUUUCCCCUUUCAUUCUUUCUUCUUAUUCUUUCUUCUUCUAUUCCUUCUCUUGGAACGCUUAAAUUCGCUGGAACCCUGACUUCUCACUUCGCUGUCAACUAUGGAAUGCCAUAUAAGUAUAUCGUGAGCGUGGACUCUCGACCAUUUAACACCGCUCCACCGGUUAUCAUCAGUGCUCUCGAACGUCUAAAAUGGGCCACACGGCAUACAGUGGACGCUAAUGCCUUCCAAAUGCCCAAUGAGCUCCUUGCUCUUGGAUACUUCGAGGACAUGUCGAUUGGGUACCAUGAUGACGGCGAAUCGUCUCUGGGGCCAACAAUAGCCACCCUUUCACUCGGGGCUCCGGCAACCAUGCUCAUACGCAUGAAGGACGAGUACUACAAUGGCUUCCGCAAGAGAGAUGGUAAAGACAAGGUAUAUCUGCAGCACGAUCCUGUCCUUCCAGGCUGCGCAAACGAAGAAGCAAGAGCCGAGCUUGCACGGAAGUUCAACGCCAAAGAAAUUACUUCAGAACAGUACUUGGCUGCUCGACAGGCUCUGCCCACGUCUAGAAGAGAGGCGCCUCCGAUGUGUACGAUGGCACUUAACCAUGGCGACCUGGCUGUGAUGCAUGGACCGGAUCUACAAAAGUACUACGAGAGCAUUGGAAGGGCGAUUAUGACCCGAUCCCGGAAUUCGAAUACGAUGGAGAUGAGACUUGAAGACAGUGACUUGCUCUAUCCAGUAUUCCAUCGAAAAUUUCAGAAAGGGGCCAUUGAGAUGGUACCUACCCACCACUCAUGGUAUACAAAGGAAAUUAUUAAAAUUUGCGCGUCUUUUACAGGCCAGAGCAGCUACUGGCCUAUCUUCGGCAGAGCACUCACUAAAUGGCAUGCAUUGAUUGAAGCAGUCCAAGAUCCACCAUCCCCGGAAAUUAUAGGUGGUGAGGAAGAAUGGGAGGUGGAGGAAAUCUUGAACUCCCGAAUUACCGGGCGGAAGAAGCAGCUUCAAUAUGGAGUCAAAUGGAAGACAAACUGCAGCCAUGGUCAUGGAGCUUUCAACCCCUUGAUACCUUUUGAUAAAUCUUUCCUUGAAAGGACCACUGCCUCCACACAUUGGAAAUACGCGACAUUCCGCGAAGAACCAAAUAACAUCGGCCUACAGGCACAGUUGUCCGCGCGAGCCAAAUAUGGAGUUCAGAAUGAAUGGGAACCUGCACAAUUUCAUCUACGGAGUGGAGUGAAUCAUGCAAUUUGCCUUCGAGAUGAAGCGAAUAUUCGACAGGGAUCAAGCGGUACUACCUCUUACCGAACUCUGAUGUUUCCUAUAUCAUGA
Messenger RNA from Trichophyton verrucosum HKI 0517, 2814 nucleotides. RefSeq lists its product as uncharacterized. Bases 1 to 2814 code for a protein of 937 amino acids. The transcript is spliced from 9 exons. Gene Ontology annotation, biological process: DNA repair. Lineage: Eukaryota; Fungi; Ascomycota; Eurotiomycetes; Onygenales; Arthrodermataceae. The record is from RefSeq and is a predicted model, not a curated record.